AUGGGUGGCGGCAACCCGCCCCAGCACCCUGGACUCGCACGGGCGUCAUCACCGCGUGCCCAUCGACCUGCGCAACGUGCGUUGGCAGCGGUUUGCUAUGCCAGCUACGUUCCCAUCAACGGUGCUUGCUUCCCCGACUACCUCGGCGUCCAGGUCUCACGCUCCGUUGCCACCAUGGCCACCCGCGUCUCCGCCUCGUCUGCCUCCGCCGCCAGCACCGCCAGCGCUUCGGUCAUUGCCAUUUCUUCGAUGAGCGCUGCCUCCAUCGAGUCGAUCAAGCAGUACGCGGCCAGCACGGCAUCUGCCUCGUUCGCCACCAUUGCCUCCGCCACCGCCGCUUCUGCGACGAGCGUCUCCGACUCUGUCUCAUCAAAGCUCGCCGUGGCCACGGCAUCUGUCGCGUCCAUCACUUCUGCCGCCUCCGCCUCCGCCGAUGCCGCGUCUUCCGCGCGGGUUGCCGCCUCCGAGUCUGCGUUUGUUGCCUCCACCUCUGCCGCGUUUGCUUCGUCUGUCGACCAGGUCGUGUCUGCUUCUUCGGCUUCAAUGGCGUCGUCGGCCUCGGUUGUGCAAGCCUCUCUUGAUGCCAUCGAGUCUUCGACUUCUGCUAUUGCCGCAUCCUCUGCUGCCGUCAUUUCUGCGUCCUUGGCUGCCCUUGUUGCAUGCAAUGGCUGGACUAGCAGUCUGUGCAACUGCAACCACGGAAGCUUCGUGGUCGACUGCAGCAACCGCGGUCUGAUUCGCGUUCCGAAUGGCAUCCCUACCGAUGUGAGCGUGCUCGUCCUCAACCAGAACUCGAUUAGCGCCAUCCCUGACGAUGCCUUUGUGCCCUUCACGCUGUUGUCCGACCUGCAGCUUGUGAACAACGAGCUGGAUGCCGUUCCCAGCUCUAGCUUCGGAGGCUCCCUCGUUUCGCUUCAGUCCCUUGACUUGUCUGGCAACCACAUUGAGCAAGUUGAUGGUGCAUCCUUCACCGCCGUGCCAAGCCUCAAGUCUGUGUACCUUGCUCGCAAUCCUCUGACUGCCAUCUCCGCUGACGCCAUUUCCGGCUUGAUCACGUUGACAACGUUCUCGCUCGCCAGCACGCAGCUCACCACGCUGCCCGAAGGUCUGUUUUUCGGUCUGACCCAACUGCAAUCGGUGGAAACAGACAACAUUGUCUGGUCCGAGUACCCGCCGCCGAGCAUGUACGAAUCGAGCGGAGUCCUGACGUUCUGCAACCCGACCUGCCGCACCUGCAACACCAACAAUGUUUGCUGCCCUGAAGGCUGCCGCGCCUGCGGCCCUGACCAAUCAGUCUGCACUGCCUGCUCCAACACGUACACUCUGCUUGGCUCCAUUUGCGUUUCGGCUCAAGGCAUGUCCACCAUUGCCGCCUCGUCCGCGUCCAUUUCUGCCUCCGCUGCCUCCGUCUCGAUUGUUGAUGCUUCUGUGAAAUCAGUGUCGUCCGCCUCGGCAGCUUCUGUCGCCUCUGUCGCCACCGAAGUGUUCUCAUCCUCUGUGUCUGCUGCGUCCGCCUCUUCUGCCGCUGCAGUCCAGGCCUCGCUCGCUGCCGUAUCUGCUGCCUCCGUCGCCGCAGCGCUUGCUUCCGCCGCCAGCUUGGCCUCCGAGGCCUCUGCUUCGUCUGCAACCGUGGCCUCGAUUGCCUCUGCCUCAUCGGCGUCGGUCGCAGCCUCCAUCGCUUCGGUUGCUUCUGCUUCCUCCGCGUCCGUCGCUUCCAUUGCCUCUGCCUCGUCCGAGUAUGAGGCCUCGACAAUGUCUGUCUUUGCAGCAUCGGUUGCCGCCGUUGCGUCUGCCGCGUCUGCUUCCUCCGCAUCUGCCGCGUCUGCCGCUUCUGCGUCAACGGCAUCUGUUGCGUCUGCAGCGUCUGCUUCUUCGGCAUCUGCAGCGUCUAUCGCGUCUGCUUCCACGGCAUCGGUUGCGUCCGCCGCGUCUGCCUCCUCGGCAUCGAUCGCAUCAGCUUCGUCUGCCUCGGCUGCUUCUAUUGCGUCCGCUUCGUCUGCCUCCGCCGCGUCUCUGGCUUCCAUGGAAGCUGCAUCUGCCGCAUCUGCUCAUGCGACUCAAGCUGCCUCGGCAUCCUCGGAGGCCUUUGCAUCUGCCACUUCGCGUGCCUCCCAGUCUGUCAUUUCUGCCUCGUCAGCCUCAGCCGUUGCCGCCUCCAUCGCUGCUCUUGGCAACAAGGACAAGGACGACGGUGGUUCCAACGGCGGUGCCAUUGCUGGCGGUAUCAUUGGCGCCCUUCUCGGCCUCAUCCUUAUCAUUGUUGUGAUUUACUUUGUUCGGGACCAUCGUCGCCACCAGAACGAGCAACAACAGGCUGGCGGCAAGACCAUCCCCCCGACCAAGGGCUCGUCCUCUUCCGUGCAAGACAUUCCCAUGACACCCAUGACCUCCAAUGCGGCCGCCGCUGGUGGAGCAUCCGGCUCGUCGUCGUCGUCGGCGGCUUCGGGCUCGCGUCCUCGGCUGAGCUCCAGCUUCAACAUGACCGACUAUCCUCGCGUUGUUCGCUCUGUUGCCAAGCCGGCUCAGCCCACGGCACCAGCAGGCCCCGCACCCGUCACACCAACUGUUCCCAAGGGCGCUGAGCCUGCCGCCGCUGCCACACCAGCACCGGCACCAGCAUCUGCGACACCUGCAGCAGAGCCCAAGAGCGCAGAGCCCAAGAGCGCAGAGGAAGCACCAAAAAAGACAGUCGAGCCGGCCCACGCUGUGGUUUCAAUGCCCGAAUUGCACGACGAUGAGGAUGCUUCGUUUGUGUAA
This is a messenger RNA of Capsaspora owczarzaki ATCC 30864, 2757 nucleotides long. RefSeq lists its product as hypothetical. Bases 1 to 2757 code for a protein of 918 amino acids. The transcript is spliced from 2 exons. NCBI's taxonomy places the organism in Eukaryota, Filasterea, Ministeriida, Capsasporidae. Gene Ontology annotation, molecular function: protein binding. Gene Ontology annotation, cellular component: extracellular matrix. The record is from RefSeq and is a predicted model, not a curated record.